AUGGCAACUCUCCGUACUCUCCGCCCAUUUUUCCGCACCGUACCCCGCCAACUCCACCUUUCAGCACCGACAUCUCGUUUUCUCAACACAGCAACAGCCCCAUCCCUCUACAAAACCACGGCAACAGUCACAGGAGCUCGCAAUGGACACAUUGUCGGCGAGAAUCUCGAUCUUCACCUCUCAAUGCCGAAAUCCUUGGGCGGUUCCGCAGGAGCCAACAAAACCAACCCGGAAGAACUUUUUGCAGCUGGUUACGGAGCCUGCUAUCAGUCCGCUAUGWACCUCGUCGCGGCAGGAAUGGGAAUCAAAAUGCCUUCCAAAGCUGAAGACAGUAUUGUCGAGACGACGGUGCAUCUCGUGGGAGAUUUGAAACAAGGGGACUUGGGGAUUCGGGUGGAUAUGGUUGUGAAGGUCAAGGGAGUUGAGAAGGGGGAUUUGGAGAUGUUGGUAGAGAAGACGAAAGAGGUUUGUCCGUACAGCAGGGCUACGAAGGGAAAUGUGGCGACGAAUGUGAAGGUUGUGGYUUUGUAG
Ramularia collo-cygni is the source of this 531-nucleotide messenger RNA. Its product is annotated as probable organic hydroperoxide resistance protein. Gene Ontology annotation, biological process: response to oxidative stress. The coding region runs from base 1 to 531 and encodes 176 amino acids. The record is from RefSeq and is a predicted model, not a curated record. NCBI's taxonomy places the organism in Eukaryota, Fungi, Ascomycota, Dothideomycetes, Mycosphaerellales, Mycosphaerellaceae. The transcript has a single exon.